AUGCCGUCGAUUUGCCAUGAUGCCAUCGCCACCGAGCAGUCCCGAAGCAAAACACUUACUUCAGUCUCUAUCCUCCAGGCAGAUCCCAACACAACACCGCAGCCCCGCAGCACCACAACCUCUUAUGCCGUAACAUUUCAAAAACAAAACCCAGACUCCGGAGGUUUCCUGAAGCCAAGAAAUGAACAUGUCACCUCCCCCGCGUUCCAGCAAAGCCCCGAUCCGUUUGCCAUCCCGAUUUCCUGGGGUACCGGCUACGGCUACUUCUUAUAG
Molecule: messenger RNA, 273 nt
Organism: Penicillium subrubescens
Lineage: Eukaryota; Fungi; Ascomycota; Eurotiomycetes; Eurotiales; Aspergillaceae
Exons: 1
Coding region: 1-273 (90 amino acids)
Source: RefSeq, a predicted model, not a curated record